This is a messenger RNA of Enhydra lutris kenyoni (northern sea otter), 1758 nucleotides long. It is a transcript of the gene SLC16A4, whose product is annotated as solute carrier family 16 member 4. The coding region runs from base 187 to 1629 and encodes 480 amino acids. Gene Ontology annotation, molecular function: monocarboxylic acid transmembrane transporter activity. The record is from RefSeq and is a predicted model, not a curated record. Gene Ontology annotation, biological process: monocarboxylic acid transport; transmembrane transport. The transcript is spliced from 9 exons. Lineage: Eukaryota; Metazoa; Chordata; Mammalia; Carnivora; Mustelidae.
UGGCAGGAGUGACCACAUUGGCUCGGCCUCACAGACUUAGAAUGCUUGCUUGUGUUCACAGUGCAGCCGAAUGAAAUGCCUUAGAAAAAGGAGUCACUUUGUCAAAAAUUCUAUACUUUUCUUCCCAGAUUGCCUCAUUGCUGAAGGAUUCCUUUGCUGAAGACCACAUCAAAGAGACCGAGCAUCAUGACGCAGAGGGCAGGGAAGGCCCAACCAUACACUGAAGCCCUGGAUGGAGGUUGGGGAUGGAUGAUUGUAUUUCAUUUCUUCCUGGUAAACGUGUUUCUGAUGGGGAUGAUCAAGACGUUCGCCAUUUUCUUUGUGGUCUUCCAAGAAAAAUUUGAAAGCUCCUCAGAACAAACUGCCUGGAUCGGAUCCAUCAUGUCAUCACUUCGUUUUUCUGCAGGUCCCCUGGUUGCCAUUAUUAGUGAAAUAACUGGAGAGAAGACUGCCUCCAUUCUCGGGGUUUUCCUUGUUUCUGGUGGAUAUCUGAUCAGCAGCUUGGCUACUAACAUCCCCUUUCUUUGUGUGACUAUGGGACUUCUACCUGGUUUGGGUUCUGCUCUCCUGUACCAUACAGCUGCCGUGCUAACUACCAAAUACUUCAAGAAACGAUUAGCUCUUUCCACAGCUAUCGCCCGUUCUGGGAUGGGCCUGACGUUUCUGAUAGCGCCUUUUACAAAAGUCCUGAUAGAUCUGUAUGACUGGACAGGUGCCCUUAUACUACUUGGAGGGAUGACAUUAAAUUUGGUGCCUUCAAGUAUGCUCUUAAGAUCCAUCCAUAUCAAAAGCGAGAACAAUUCUGAUAUUAAAAAUAAAGGCAGCAGCUUGUCUGCAAGUAAUCCAGGGGCAGUGGGCACGACAGAAAUGUCAUCCUGCGAUGAGACACAAGAGGCAACAAUCAUGGAGAGUGCAACGCAAAAGGCCAGACAACAUGGGACAAAUUUAAUAGUCUCACAGAACAAAGAAUUCAACAAUGAGCCUAAUGGGGACCGUUAUGAGAAAGAGGCUACUUCAUGCAGCUGUAAACAAAAACUCGGUGACAUCUCCCUUUUAAAAAAUCCUUUCUUCUACAUAUUUACCUGGUCUUUUCUCUUCAGUCAGCUGGCAUAUUUCAUCCCUACUUUCCACCUGGUGGCCAGAGCCAGAACACUGGGGAUUGACAUGAUGGAUGCCUCCUUCCUUAUUUCUGUAGCUGGUAUCACUGAGACAGUCAGUCAGAUAAUCUCUGGAUGGGUUGCUGAUCAAAACUGGAUCAAGAGGUAUCAUUACCACAAGUCUUACCUCAUCCUCUGCGGCAUCACUAACCUGCUCGCUCCUCUGGCCACCACAUUUCCAUUACUGAUGACCUAUAUCGUCUUCUUUGCCAUUUUCACUGGUGGUUACCUGGCAGUGCUACUUCCUGUACUGGUUGAUCUGUCUGGGAAUUCUAGAGUACACAGGUUCUUGGGAUUUGCCGGUUUCUUUGCUGGGAUGGCUGUCCUUUCUGGACCACCUAUAGCAGGCUGGUUAUAUGAUCACACCCAGACAUACACCGGUUCCUUCUACUUCUCUGGCAUAUGCUUUCUCCUCUCUUCAGUUUCCCUGUUCUUUGUACCGCUGGCCGAGAGAUGGAAAAACAGAGCCUGACCAGAAAGGAAAAGGACUGCAAUCAAGCAAGUGCUUAACAAAACACAAUCUAAACUAAGAAGUCACUGGAAACAAAAGCUUGGAAGAAGCCAGUUUCCUCAUUUGUAAAAUGAGAAGGCAAACAAGAUC